GGCAUCUGUGGCAUCACAACACCCCCCGACCUGAACUCUGAUCUCGGAGAGCUUCUGUUCUGCUCCUGGGUUUUUUUUUUGAAUACUUGCACCCCAGGACGCUUGAUGGCCGGGUAGAGAGGUGUGCGGCUCCGCGGAACCUACAGCUGGAUUUAAUUUAGGGACUGGAAAGUGCGGAGGAAAUGGAGUGGUACUGAGACAUCUCGAACUCAGCUAGCUUGGCAUCAUGCCCUGUGCAGUGCAUCGGCGGUCUGAAUGAGUGCUGUGUGGUGUCUCCAGCCAUGGAUGAGAUGGACUGUAAACCGUACCAGCCACUGUCCAAGGCCCGGCGGGAGAUGGAAAUGUCUUACAGCAGCUCGUCGGACGAGAGCGAGAACGGUCGCCGUCAGAGAUCCUAUAAUUCGAGAGAAACUCUGCCCAACUACGACCAGGAUGCCCACCUCACGUACAACGGGCACAAAACGAGACCGAGCACCUUCAGCAAGAAAGCACAAGAUCUGGAGUUGAGCAAACCCGUGCAGAUCCUGAGCAGCGGCUUUCAGGAGGAUUGUGGCUAUUCGCUCGGCGUAGCUACAGGUUCAGAUGUGGACGACGACGCGGACGUAGAAGUGGAUCCGUCACCCAGCCUUCGUCUCUGGAUGGAGGACGGCCAGUCAGAGCAGAGUUCCUGUCUGUCCAGCCGAGCCAAUUCCGUCCUGUCUCUCACUGAUACGGAACAGGAGAGAAAAUCUGAUGCCAAGAGUGAUCUCCCCAGCAGUCCAGGUGGGCAGUUCACCUUCCGACCCCUGCCUCCUCCACCUCCUCCUCCACACGCCUGUACUUGUGCCCGUCCGGCACCCUACAGCCAGUCCACGCUGAAGAGGAGCACAAUGCCCGCUCAUGCCCGCAGCCAUGCCAACUCGGCAUCGGAGCAGAGAGACGGGCAGCCGGACAGUAACUGGAUGAUGAACAGUAACAUCCCUCUGGAAGCCAGGCAUUUCCUGUUUAAGCACGGCUCAGGUUCAUCAUCGCUGCUAAACACAGCCAAUCAGAACUACCCUCUGACCUCCAGUACGGUUUAUUCUCCUCCUCCUCGACCCCUGCCCCGGACCACCUUCUCCAGACCCACGUUCUCUUUUAACAAACCGUACAAGUGCUGCAACUGGAAAUGCACGGCGCUCACCGCCACCGCUGUGACUCUCACGCUGGCGCUGCUGCUCACCUACGUCAUCGCCGUGCACUUGUUUGGCCUGACGUGGCAUUUGAAGGCGUCGGAGGCUCAUCUGUACGAGAACGGCAUCAGCAAACAGAACGUGGACUCCAGGAUCAGUGCCAGUGCCAUCACCCCUUUAGACACGUACAGCAUGGACAAGAUCUUCCGCUCCCCCAAAGGAGAUAAGUACCAGCGUGGGCGAGCGAUCGAGCGCAGCGACGUCGAAAUCGGAACCCAGGUCCUGCACAUGAUCCCACCCGGGUUCUUCUGGCGCUUUCACAUGACCGUUCAUCACCCGACCUACAUCAAGUUUAACCUGUCUAUAUCCCAGGAUGCUCUUCUCGGCAUCUACGGAAGAAGGAACAACCCACCCACUCACACUCAGUUUGACUUCGUGAAGCUCUUGGACGGAAAGCAGCUGAUCAAACCAGAACCCAAAUCUUCAGAGAACCUGAGCUCAGCACAGAAGAACCUUCAGCUUAGCACUCUGCAGGACACCGGCUUCAUAGAGUACAUGGACCCCGGGACCUGGUACCUGGCUCUGUAUAACGACGGCAAGAAGACCGAGCAGGUCUUACUGCUGAGCUCCAUCAUCGAAUCUAUGGACGGCUGCUCCUCUAGCUGUAAUGGGAACGGUGAAUGUAUAGCUGGGCACUGCCACUGCUUUCCUGGAUUUCUGGGACCCAACUGCGAAAAAGACACGUGCCCGGUACUGUGCAGCGGUAAUGGCCAGUAUGAGAAGGGGCGGUGCAUCUGCCACGAGGGCUGGAAGGGGCCCGAGUGCAACAUCCAGGAGGACCAGUGCGUGGACCCGACCUGCUCAAACCAUGGAGAAUGCGUCCUGGGAAUCUGCAUCUGCAUCCCAGCAUACAAGGGCAACAACUGUGAACAAGUGGACUGUUUGGACCCCCAGUGUGCUGGCCAUGGUAUUUGUGUGAAGGGCGAAUGUCUGUGCUCCCCCGGUUGGGGUGGCAUGAGCUGCGAGAGCCCUCUGCCCGCCUGCCAGGACCAAUGUUCCGGUCAUGGCACAUACAUGCCUGAAACUGGCACCUGCGUGUGCCAACCCAACUGGACCGGAUCUGACUGCUUCACUGAGCUUUGCGCGGUGCCAUGCAGCAGUCACGGCAUUUGCUCCGGAGGGAGGUGCCAGUGUGAGGAGGGCUGGGAGGGCACGGCAUGUGAUCAGAAGGCCUGCCACCCACGCUGUGAGGAGCACGGCCAGUGUGUGGAUGGAAAAUGCCAGUGCAAGCCUGGCUGGGAGGGCGAACACUGUACCAUUGCUCACGAUCUGGACGUGGUUGUGAAAGAUGGAUGCCCGGGGCUGUGUAAUGGUAAAGGACGCUGUACCAUGGAGCAGAUCGGGUGGCACUGUGUAUGCCAGGUUGGCUGGAGUGGCCCGGGCUGUAAUACCAUGACAGAACGUGAGUGCGAGGAUAACAUCGACAAUGAUGAAGACGGACUGACGGACUGCAUGGAUCCAGACUGCUGUGAUCAUCCAGGCUGCAGUAUUAAAGUAUUUUGUCAGGGGGCCCCAGACCCCCUCACCCUGAUCCAGCCUGAUUCAUCACCGUCGUUACCAACACACACCUUCUACCAGCGGGUACGCUUCCUCCUGGGCAAGGCUGGCACCCACACUGUAUAUGGAGACACACCUUUUCAUACCAGCCGGGUGGCAGUGGUGCAGGGACAGGUCAUAGCUGUGGACGGUGCUCCUCUGGUGGGGGUAAACAUCACCUUCCAACAACAUCCAGAGUACGGCUUUACCAUCAGCAGAAAGGAUGGCAGUUUUGAUCUGGUGGCACCGGGGGCUGUCUCGGUGACCUUGGUGUUCCUGAGAGCACCGUUCCUGACGCAGAAGAGAACCAUCUGGCUGCCCUGGAACAAUUUUCUGGUGCUGGAUAAGGUGGUUAUGGCUCAGGUGGAGCUCACAGCCCAAACCUGUGAUAUCAAGAACUUCAUCAGUCCUUAUCCCAUCGUUUUACCUUCACCGCUGACCAGGUACACAGGGGAGUGUGCACUCCGAGGACCCAUCAUCCCAGAACUUCAGGCUGUACAGGAAGAGAUUCUCAUCCCCGACAGCUUCAUCAAACUCAGCUAUCUCAGCACCAGAGCUUCCGGCUACCAGACCCUGCUGCGGGUCAUCCUCACCCACACCUCCGUCCCUCCAGGACUCACCAAAGUGCACGUGUCUGCCGUCAUCGAGGGCAGGAAGUACCAAAAAUGGUACCCGGCAGCACCUGGACUGGUCUACGUUCUGGCCUGGAACAAAACUGACAUCUAUGGGCAGGAAGUGUUUGGACUGACCGAAGCUUCUGUUUCUGUAGGAUAUGAAUACGAAUCCUGUCCAGGUUUCAUUCUGUGGGAGAGGAGGAGCACUCUGAUCCAGGGAUUUGAGAUGAUGGGCUCCGGUUUGGGUGGCUGGACGCUUGACAAACAUCACAUUCUCAACGUGCACAGCGGUAUCCUGCACAAGGGGAAUGGAGAGAACAUCUUCAUUUCCCAGCAGCCCCCGGUUAUUAACACAGUGAUGGGAAACGGGUAUUACCGCACCAUUCCCUGUUUGGGCUGCAGUGGUCCGGCUCUGGAGGGUAAACUCUUCGCCCCUGUGGCUUUAGCCUGCGGUUCGGAUGGCAGCAUCUACAUCGGGGACUUCAACUUUGUGAGGCGUAUUCUACCGACGGGCUUCAUCUACAACAUCCUCGAACUCAAGAACAGAGACACCAGACACAGCACCAGCCCAGCUCAUAAGUACUACCUGGCCAUGGAUCCGAUGAACGAAGCUCUGUACCUGUCCGACACCAGCAGCAGGAGGGUGUACAGGCUAAAAACGCUCAGCGAACCCAAAGAUCCGGCCAAGAACCUGGAGGUGGUCGCAGGUACAGGGGAGCAGUGCCUUCCGUUUGACCAGAGCCACUGCGGAGAGGGCGGCAAAGCUACUGCCACGUCGCUCAACAACCCCAGAGGUAUUGCUGUGGACAAGAGGGGCUUCGUGUACUUUGUGGAUGGGACCACGAUCCAAAAGAUCAACGAGAGGGGAGUGCUGUCCACUUUUAUAGGAUCUAACGGCAUCCUUUCUGCCCAGCCGCUUAGCUGUGACUCUCGUAUGGACAUCACACAGGUGCGUCUGGAAUGGCCGACAGACCUGGCCAUCAACCCCGUGGACAACUCGCUCUACAUCCUGGAUAACAACAUCGUUCUGCAGGUGUCAGAAACCCUUGAGGUGCGUAUUGUUGCUGGUCGUCCGAUCCACUGCCAGGUCCCAGGUGUGGACCAUUUCCUGCUGAGCAAAUUAGCCGUACACUCCACCCUGGAGGCCGCCAAGGCUAUAGCGGUGUCGCACCAGGGUCUGCUGUACAUCGCCGAGACAGACGAGCGGAAGAUCAACCGCAUCCAGCAGGUCACCACCAACGGGGAGAUCUUGGUCGUGGCUGGAGCGCCAACUGACUGUGACUGCAAGAUUGACCCCAACUGUGACUGCUUCUCUGGUGAUGGCAGCUAUGCUCGUGACGCUCGCUUAGAAGCGCCCUCCUCGCUGGCCGUGGCACCCAACGGCACUCUCUACAUCGCCGACCUGGGCAACAUCCGAAUCCGCUCCAUGAGCGCCAACCGCCCGCAGCUGAACCCCGCCGGGAUGUUCGAGAUUGCGUCGGUGGUGGACCGUGAACUUUACCUUUUCAGUCCCAACGGCACCCACCUCUACACCAAACACCUGAUCACCGGCCACUUCCUGUACAACUUCACCUACCUGGCAAACGGGCACCUGAGCAGCGUGGUGACCCGAGACGGCAGCGCCAUCCACGUACGACGAGACGCCAGCGGAACACCGCUCUGGUUGGUGGCCCAGCGGGGGCAGAUUCACUGGCUCACUGUAAGUAACAGCCGCCUGCUGAAGAGGGUCUCUGCCCAGGGCCACGACAUCGCCCAGCUCUCUUACCAUGGCAACAGCGGUCUCCUAGCAACCAGGACUGAUGAGAAUGGCUGGACCACAGUGUAUGAGUACAACAGUGAAGGACAUGUCAUCAAUGUCACCUUCCCCACCGGAGAGGUCAGCAGCUUCCACGAUAAGAUGGAGAAGUCAGUCCGGGUGGAGGUGGACAGCUCCAACUCUGAGAACUUUAUCACCGUUACCAACUUCUCCUCCUCAGAUACCAUCUUCACUCUACGCCAAGACCACGCUCAGAACCUGUAUCGCAUCAGCUCCGACGCCUCCUUUCAUGUCACCUUUGCCAGUGGCAUGGAUGUCACGCUGGCCACCGAGACGCACGUUUCGGCGGGUGCCGUGAACCCGGCUGCUAGCAGGUGCAACAUCACGCUACCCAGCGAGCACAGUCCGAGCUUGAUCGAGUGGAGGCAACGGCGCGAACAGGCCAAGAGCAACCACAGCGCCUAUGAGUGCAGGCUGCGGGCUCAUAACCGAAAUCUGCUGUCCAUAGACUUUGAUCAGACCACCCGUAUGGGCAAGAUUUACGACGACCACCGCAAGUUUACUCUGAAGAUCCUGUACGACGAGCUGGGUCGGCCCAUCCUGUGGUCACCCAGCAGCAAAUACAAGCAGGUGAAUGUUACCUACUCACCUGCCGGACUGGUAACCAGCAUCCAGCGCGGGAACUGGUCUGAACGACUGGAGUACGAUAACGGCAGGGUGGCAUCGAGGACCUGGGUCAACGGCAAAAUCUGGAGCUACUCGUUUCUGGAGAAGUCGGUGGUGCUCCUGCUGCACAGCCAGCGCAGAUACAGCUUCGAGUACGAUCAGACCGACCGUCUCCUGGCAGUGACCAUGCCCAGCAUGGUGCGGCACAGUCUACAGUCCAUGCUCUCCGUCGGUUACUACAGGAACAUCUACAGCCCUCCAGACAGCAGUGCACACGUCAUGCAGGACUUCAGCCGUGAUGGGCGCCUGCUACAGACUCUCCACCUGGGCUCUGGCCGUCGUGUGCUCUACAGAUACAACAAGCAGGCCAGACUUUCCGAAAUCAUCUAUGAUACCACGCAGGUCACAUUUACCUACGAUGAUUCUUCAGGCCUGAUGAAGACCAUCCACCUGCUGCGUGACGGCUUCGUCUGUACCAUCAGGUACAGGCAGACCGGUCCGCUUGUGGGCCGUCAGAUUUUCCGCUUCAGUGAGGAGGGUCUGGUAAACGCCCGCUUCGACUACAGCUACAACAACUUCCGAGUGACCAGCAUGCAGGCCAUGAUCAACGAGACCCCUCUGCCCAUCGACCUGUACCGCUACGUGGACGUCUCGGGGCGUGUCGAGCAGUUCGGCAAGUUCAGCGUGAUCAAUUACGACCUGAACCAGGUGAUCACCACCCACGCCAUGAAGCACACCAAGAUAUUCAACGCCUACGGCCAGAUGAUCGAGGUCCAGUACGAGAUCCUCAAAUCCAUCGCUUACUGGAUGACGGUUCACUAUGACGACAUGGGUCGCACCGUUAUCUGCGACAUCCGGGUUGGCGUGGACGGCAACAUCACACGUUACCAGUACGAAUACGAUGCCGACAGCCAGCUGCAGACCGUCCUGAUGAAUGAGCGCCCCCAGUGGCGCUACAGCUACGACCUGAACGGAAACAUUAACCUGCUGAGCCACGGCACCAGCGCCAGGCUGACGCCGCUACGCUACGAUCUGCGUGACCGCAUUACCCGGCUGGGCGAGAUCCAAUACAAGGUGGAUGACGAUGGAUUUUUGCGUGUGAGAGGCAACGAUAUAUUCGAGUACAACUCCAACGGGCUCCUCACGCGGGUCUAUAACAAAGUGUCAGAGGAGAGCGUGCAGUACAGCUACGACGGGCUCAGCAGACGCGUCGCUAGCAGGUCCAGCACUGGCCGGCAGCUUCAGUUUUUCUACGCGGAUCUGGCUCAUCCCACCCGCGUCACGCACAUGUACAACCACAGCAGCUCCGAAAUCACCUCCCUGUAUUACGACCUGGAGGGCCACAUCAUCGCCAUGGAGCUCAGUAGCGGAGAGGAGUACUACGUAGCUUGUGACAACACGGCCACGCCCCGGGCCAUUUUCAGCAGCCGAGGAGAAAUCAUCAAGGAGAUCCACUACACCCCAUACGGGGAUAUUUAUCACGACUCCAACCCUUCCUUCCAGCUGAUUAUCGGAUUCCACGGUGGAAUGUACGAUCCUUUCUCGAAGCUGGUGCACUUCGGGCGUAGGGACUACGACGUGGUCGCGGGAAGGUGGACCACGCCCGACUACAACCUGUGGAGGGAGCUGAGCGCCAGCCCGAAACCUUUUAAUCUCUACAUGUUUAAGAACAACUGCCCCGUGGGAAACAUCGAGGAGGUCACUCAGUUUACCACAGAUAUCGGCAGCUGGUUGCAGCUGUUUGGGUUCCAGCUCCACAACGUGGUACCUGGUUUUCCUAAACCUGACCCAGGUAUGGAACAGACCUAUGAAAUGAUGAAAACCCAAACCAAAACCCAGGACUGGGACGCCAGUAAAGUGGUUCUGGGUAUUCAGUGCGAGCUUCAGCGCCAGCUACGAUCCUUCAUCUCUUUAGAGAGGCUCCCCAUGACUCCUCCAAUCGGCCGCCUGCACCAGUGUUCGAGCCAGACUCCGCUGUUCUCCACCCUCCCCUCCAUCUUUGGCAAGGGCAUCAAAUUCUCCAUCAGGAACGGCGUCGCGUCCGCAGACAUCAUCAGCGUCACCAGCGAGGACAGCCGGCGCCUGGCGGCUAUAAUCCAUGGCGCCGUGUACCUGGGGGGCCUGCACUACACCGUGGACGGGCGCGACACGCACCACUUUGUUAAACUGGGGCCUCUGGAGGAGGACCUGUUGGUGAUGAGCGGCGCCGGAGGGCGCGUCAUGGAGAACGGCGUGAACGUCACGGUGACGCAAAUGACGUCGUCCAGUGGUGGAAGGACUAGGCGCGUGGCUGACAUACAGCUCCAGCAGGGGGCGCUGGGUUUGAACGUCCGCUACGGGGCUUCAGCCCACGAGGCCAGGGAACACAUUCUGGAGCUGGCACGGGAGAGGGCCGUGGAACGGGCGUGGGCAAAGGAACAGAGCCGGAUUUUAGACGGUGAAGACGGCAGCCAGGCAUGGACAGAAUCGGAGAAACAGCAGCUGCUUUCUAAUGGUAAGGUCACUGGGUACGAUGGAUAUUUUGUCCUGCCAGUGGAUCAGCACCCGGAGCUCGCUGACAGUGCCAACAACAUUCACUUCAUGAGACAAAGUGAGGUUGGACGGAGGUAACGCCAGGUCAGACCUGGCUGCUU
Messenger RNA from Trichomycterus rosablanca, 8416 nucleotides. RefSeq names its product teneurin-1-like. The transcript has 32 exons. Gene Ontology annotation, biological process: heterophilic cell-cell adhesion; signal transduction; neuron development. Gene Ontology annotation, molecular function: protein heterodimerization activity; cell adhesion molecule binding; protein homodimerization activity. Bases 282 to 8393 code for a protein of 2703 amino acids. Gene Ontology annotation, cellular component: neuron projection; membrane. Lineage: Eukaryota; Metazoa; Chordata; Actinopteri; Siluriformes; Trichomycteridae. The record is from RefSeq and is a predicted model, not a curated record.